Molecule: messenger RNA, 951 nt
Organism: Ruditapes philippinarum (Manila clam)
Lineage: Eukaryota; Metazoa; Mollusca; Bivalvia; Venerida; Veneridae
Product: syntaxin-12-like
Exons: 8
Coding region: 310-951 (213 amino acids)
Biological process (GO): vesicle-mediated transport; intracellular protein transport; vesicle fusion
Cellular component (GO): endomembrane system; SNARE complex; membrane
Molecular function (GO): SNAP receptor activity; SNARE binding
Source: RefSeq, a predicted model, not a curated record
UUUGAAGUGUCAAUAUCCGACUAUUCUUAAAUACAGUGUUGGUAUCUUAAAUACAGUGUUGGUAUCUACUUAACUAGGAGAUGAGAUCAAUGUUACUGUAUGUCUUUAUAAAUGUGAGGAUAUCAUUAAAAUGUCACGUCAUGACAUUAUUUGUAACUGUUCUGUUAUAGAUUGAAAGGAUUUUAUCAUUUGAAACAUAUCUUAUCUGGUGAUACUAAGUACUGUCUAACAGAAAAUGUAACUUUUAAAUGUCCGUGUAAAGAUAUUUUUUAUUUUUCUUAGUCUUAAAUCAUAUUUAUCACAAACAAUAUGGCGGUGGUUGUUGGUAAAGGAUCCUUUCGAGGAUUUGCGGAAAGUACACAUUCAGCGGACAUACUCCAAGACGAUUUGUCAGCCGAAGAGAAAAUCAGUAGCUGCCUACAGAAGAUUGCUCGUAAUACUCAACAACUUAAAAAGAUGAUAGACAGUGUAGGAUCAUCGUUGGAUUCCAGAGACCUCAGACAUAAGUUGAGCGCUGUUCAAUCGGAAACUAAUCAACUUACAAAAGACACCAACAUGGCAAUAAAGAUAUAUGGAGAUUCUCCUGUGUUCGAUGAUGCUGAGCUUAAAGAAAAAACUAUUCAACAUAGACGGUUCAAGGAAAGUUUUCAUGACAUACUGAAGGAGUACAACGAUCUGCAGAAGACUAUCCGAGCGAAAGAACGUGAAAGUCUUCGAAAAUCUCUUAUGAAAUCAGGCAUUUAUGACAUAGAUGUUGAUGAAAGAGGAGAACUGAUCAAAGACGGUGAGCAUAUUCAAGCAGAAAUGAUUCAAGCGGAAGUUGAUCUAGAUUUGAUCAAAGAAAGAGAACAAGAACUAAAACAAUUGGAGCAAGACAUAUGUGAUGUCCAUGACAUUUUCAAAGAGCUUGCUGGUAUGGUUGAAGAGCAAGGCAAUAAUAGAUAUUAUUAA